GAAUCGAGCAGGGGCCCACUACUGACCUUACGAGAUAAAGAAUAUGUUGUCCCCUCACACGCGGCACGGUAUCCCCUCUUUUUCGCCUCACAAGAAUGUCGCCCGACGAAGCGGAAAUCUUACGACGAACCAUCGUGCAGAAGCUAGAGCAAGUUGAUGAUCGGAACCUCGACGGAAUAAUCGCCAUCGGAACAAUUCUGCGUACCAAAAAACAAGGGUCAUUUGGGGUGAUAUACAAGGGAGUCUACAACACGACCGAGGUUUGCAUAAAGGCUUUCAAGGAUAUCGAGAAUGAUGUUUCGUCUCCUGAAUUCCUUAGACGACUAGUUCGCGAAGUAAAAGUGUGGUGUGAGUUGGCGCACACACACGUAGUUCAGCUUCACGGUUGGAUAUCGUACCUCGAAAGCAAGCAAAAUCUAUGUCCGAGCUUGGUGUCAAACUGGUGCGGUGAAGGGGACGUUAAAGCUUUUCUAAGGCGCUGUCCUGAAGCUGAUCGCCGAGCCCUGGUUUACGGAAUAGCUCGUGGUCUGGAGUAUCUUCAUUCGAAGGAGAUAGUGCAUGCCGACAUGAAGCCUCAAAACGUCGUCGUGAGUGAUGAGAGAACGCCGCAGUUGUGUGAUUUUGGACUUUCGUUUAUUAUAUGGGACACGUCAACCCACAUCAACCCGUCGAGCCUGGCUGGGACAUUGCGAUACAUAGCGCCAGAAGUGUGCCACAAGGAGGAGCCCUUUCGAGACAAAAGAACUGAUGUCUGGGCAUUCGGAUGUACAGCCAUGGAGAUACUCCGCAAUACGCGACCAUAUGGCACCAUUAAAAACGAAUUCGCCGUCCACGGAGCUAUUGGAGGUUCUGCGCCGCCGUUUGCCCUUCCAGCGGCUCAGCCUAUCGAGGAGAUUUUUCUCCUUUGCCUCGAGCCUACUCCUGAGCACCGGAUUAAUAUGCAAACGGUUACCGAACUCCUUGGGCAGAAUCAUUCCGGUGGUGGGCAAGCUGACAAUUCCUCAGCGACACAAUCUUUCAGUCAUUCGCAUCAAUUCCUCAACACUGCAAUUCUCAGCAGCACAUGAGCCCUAGAAGAGCUUCUGCGCAAUCUUAAACUGUGAAUCGUGCGAGGAAUAUUUUGUCUGGGUUUUUUUGGUAAUUUAUUGGGGUUACGCAUCGGAGAGUCUCAAGUAUGAUCCAAGGUGGCUUCAAGGGAUGCAACCGAUAAUUAGAGCGAGGUCCGCCAAAGGAAGGGGGCUAAACUGCAUGCACCGGCCAGAGGGAUGGCAAAGAGUGGGUUACAGCACGACGUCUCGGAAUGGAAGCGGCGACAUGGGAGUAAUGCGGCAAUGGCGAGUUGUAUAUGUAGC
Molecule: messenger RNA, 1352 nt
Organism: Cantharellus anzutake
Lineage: Eukaryota; Fungi; Basidiomycota; Agaricomycetes; Cantharellales; Hydnaceae
Product: kinase-like domain-containing protein
Exons: 6
Coding region: 96-1067 (323 amino acids)
Biological process (GO): protein phosphorylation
Molecular function (GO): ATP binding; protein kinase activity
Source: RefSeq, a predicted model, not a curated record